AUGCGACAAAGACGCUGGCUUGAAUUGAUCAAGGACUAUGAUUUACAGAUUCACUACCAUUCGGGCAAAGCCAACAUUGUGGCAGAUGCACUAAGUAGAAAGAAUGUGGGGAAUCUAGCUUAUUUGCUCACAGACCAGAAAGAAUUGCUACUAGAGUUUGAACGACUUGAAAUUGAAGUGGUACCUUUUGAACUAGAUAACUUUAUAGCUGCAAUGUCUGCACAACCUGCAAUUAUUGAAGAAAUCAAACAAAAGCAAAUGAAUGAUGAAUUUUUGAAGAAGAUUUGCGAUGAAUUUGACACCAAGCCUAAAUCGGGAUUCACGAUUGAGGAUUUUGUGUUGAGAUUUCAAGGGAGAUUAUGUAUUCUUGAUGAAACUGACUCUAAAAGGAUAAUUUUAGCGGAAGCUCACAAAUCAAUGUUGCCCAUGCAUCCAGGAAACAUCAAAAUGUACCAAGAUUUGAAGCUAGGAGACCACACCCGACGGGUUGGCCGAAUAGUGAGAGCUUCUUGUGGUCGUGUAGGUCCUCAUUGGCCGCAAGACGUCUGCAACAGUCGGAUAUGGACAUGGGGUCGCCGGAUCCCAUCAAACGUUCGAUUUGUUGGCAUUCUUGAACCUAUUCGGGGAGUGUUACGGCCCUCCCUCGGUAUACCACUCCGUUUUCGAUCAUCCGGCAUAGCUUUGACCCCUUGGGAUUUCUUUAAAGAGCUUUCCAGUUCUGCUCAAUUUUCAAGAGGCCGUACUGAUCAACCUCGACCUCGAAGGGAGAGUCUGGGUGCAUUGGAUGUAUGGGCCUUGGGUAUUCUGGGCAUUUGGUGGGGCGUUUCUGCAGUAGGCGGCGUGCCUCAGAGUAAUGGAAGCCCUCGCGGAGAGGGAUUUGGUGUGAAGCAGAUGCCUAUAGAUUUCUAUUGUUAG
Messenger RNA from Camellia sinensis, 915 nucleotides. The record is from RefSeq and is a predicted model, not a curated record. Lineage: Eukaryota; Viridiplantae; Streptophyta; Magnoliopsida; Ericales; Theaceae.